Messenger RNA from Ophidiomyces ophidiicola, 2595 nucleotides. RefSeq lists its product as uncharacterized. The record is from RefSeq and is a predicted model, not a curated record. NCBI's taxonomy places the organism in Eukaryota, Fungi, Ascomycota, Eurotiomycetes, Onygenales, Onygenaceae. The transcript has a single exon. The coding region runs from base 1 to 2595 and encodes 864 amino acids.
AUGCGUCUUCGAGAGCGGGGCGCUCUUCGCCCACCUGUUCGUUUUGCAGAUGACAUUAUUACGAUCCCCCGGUCCGUAACCCGUUCGGUCUCUUCUCCUGGCACAUCGCCGUCCCCUUCCGUGUAUUCCAGAAACGUGUUUCCGAUGAAGACUGAAUGUGGUAUUAAUAACUCCGCUUCUUUCCCUACGUUAGACCAUCCUCUCCCGGAGAGUGAGACGCGGUCUAAAGGAGAAAGGUCAUUAUCAGAGAAGAGAAAAAGAGGACAAGCGGCAGGAAUACAGUUUCCGAGAGGCGGCUGCAGGCCUCCUCUCCCAACUCCACCAGAUAUGACCCCAAUGCAAACACAAUGUCAACCGCGAGAUGAACUAGGAAAUAAAAUGAUGGACUUUGAUGGUGAUGGCAUCGAGCCUGAAGAAGAAAAUGUUCUCGAUAUGUACGAGUUUGAGACGAGUGAUGAGGAAGAAGACAAUAACAUUGUUGAAGAAGGGGAUGGGAAUAAUAUUGUGGAUUACGGAAUUAAUCCCGAUCACUUUCGUAAUGUGGAAUGGAGAGACCUUGGGCCCAUUCUUCAAACCACGAUCAUUGAGAACCUGAGCGAUCGGUACCACUGGGCACAGAUUAUGACGCUACUGAAGCUUUCCCCCCAAGACGAAAGAGAUGCAUUUGAACAUAUCACGGCACGGGUGGGGCAGGUAGAAAGGGAGAAUACGUAUCUCAAAGAGAUGCGAGAUAAGCAGCACAGGGCCCUUCUUCAAAUAGAUAACAGUUCAUUGAAACAAUCGCGCGUUCCAGCUCAGCUUAUAUUCCAGAAUAAUUCAGAACGUUAUCUUCGAGAAUUGACCACAGGCUCACGCCCGGAUUAUUGGAUGAGCACAGCAAAGGAUGUCGUCGCGGCAAGGUGUUAUUUGCGUCGGAUCGGCCUCGACCCCAGUCUUGCGGGUCAAUGGAGUUCUGGUUUUGCUGAAAUCCAGGCGCCAUCAGGUAAUAACCAAUCUGCCGUGGAGGACCUUGUGUGGGUAUUUGAUCCUAAUCACCCGGAUGGGAUUCAGCAGGAUACUGUCUCAGCGAUAGGUGCACAAAGCCCCCCACGAAGCAGCCUUCAGCGCCCUAACCCUGUGUCUCAACCUCCACAUCCAGUGAAUGCUUCAGAACUAACACCGAAUAUUCGCCCAAUUGAGUCUGUAGGGAUACCGAAAGACACUGACUUUAAGGAAACAAGUCCCCCUAAGGAGACAGCAGAAACGAAACCAUAUCGAUUAUGUUCCUCAGGCAAGGACACAGCCAAUGACAUCCUUUAUAAAAACGAAACACCUUAUAAUACACCCUUUAGCCCUCGAAGUUAUGCUGCAUCAGAAGCAAACUCUGAAGAUACGAUCUUUCGCGUAAGUAUCGGUCCAGAAGGCGCUGCGAGGGUUGAUAGCUUUUUUGAAAUUCCUGUGGAGUUACAACUAUUCCCAUCCAGUCCGCCAUUGCCUUUCGUUAGCUCUGUCUCAACUCCCCAGAGGCAAUCUUUUGACCCCAUUCCAUCCGAUUCAUUUUCAGAGGCAUCGGCAGUAUUGAACUUGAAGGAAAAUGUAAAGCCAACCUCAACACCGACAAAAGGGAAGCAGAAGCACAAAAAGCCAUUGGAGAGAGCACUGUCUGGCUCAUGGUGGUACGAUCUUCUAGCUUCCAGUUCCGUUCCCUUGACUGCAGAAUCCAGUGCUCGAAAGAACCUACAGGAUAUAUUGCUACCUGUCAGGGCAGAAAGUGAAAUUCGCCAUUUAUCCCGGCCAAAUACCCAUAAUCAAGCGUCAACAAAACCCCAAGCCAUGCAGCUCCCUAUCCGUACCUCACCACUAAAGCAGGCAGGUAAUACUAGUUUCUACAACAUUAGUGACAUACCAACAACACCUCGAGAAGUAGGCUCCGAUCAACUUUCAGCCAUGCUGGAUUCUCCCGACACAAAUGGUGAAUAUAGCGAAGAAGAACAAGGCCAAGCGUCAAAUACACUCAUUUUGGAAGGGAAGAAUGAGUCUAAGAAGGACCCACCAGAUUCGCCGGUAUCACUUCCACAAGCCCCUAUUGAGCUCCUGAACUCUAGACAAGACCAUGCUGCCAGUAACGAUGACAUAAUUAUGACAGACGAACUGGUACAGAUGCUUUUAGAAGCUUCUGCUGUGGUAACAGAAGAGGAAAACAUCAGUGCAGAGAGAAAAUCCGAAGUCUUAAUCUCCGAAACGGAGGUCAACACAACCUCGUCUGUGCUCCAAAAUGCAGAGUUCAAGCGUGAGGCUACAGCCAAACAACCCGUGUUUCAACCAUCGCAAAUGUAUUUCAAUGGAACAGCACAGAACACCGAAAUUGGUGGGCGAGGUGAUGAUACCCCAGACUUCGACAAUCUCAGCUAUGAAAAACUACCUGCCAGUGACUCGGAACAGCCUGGAGUGCAGAGCGAGCCAACCUUGCCAGAGUCGUUAAAAAUAUGCAAGACCAGAAAGCGACAGGGGAAGAGGUCUCCUACAGAGACUCAGAAAAGAAAAAGCUCAAGGCUAAACCCGCCUGGAACGAGAGCCCUGCGCCCACCCAGGUCAAAUGUCCAGUACAAAUUUUGA